Molecule: messenger RNA, 408 nt
Organism: Geodia barretti
Lineage: Eukaryota; Metazoa; Porifera; Demospongiae; Tetractinellida; Geodiidae
Source: the annotation of a GenBank genome assembly
UGGAUUCGGGUCAAUUCAACUGGGUAUCCCGUAAGUGGCGACUAUUUCGACACGAUUUGGGAGAAUUUUACGACGCUUGCGCAUGCUUGGGAGGGCGGUACCAACUACACGGAUAGGAUUGCAGCCUUCGGUUAUUGGGAAGCUGGGGACGGUAAAAUCUUCAACAUGAACUGGCGGAUCCCGAAUUUCCAUAAGAACAACGACAGUAUUGAUCAAAUAGAGAAACUUACAGAAAACGUUAUCAACUGGUUAGCGAGUGAAUCCGAAUUCACAGAUGUUUCUCCAGGGGGUAAGUUACCGAUAGUGUGGGGACACUUGAAGAAUCAGAACAACAGCAAGUUUUGGCUUACGAGUUAUGCCAAAAAAAACAUCUUUCAUUGGAAAAUCUGAAAGUUUGAGAAGAAAUAC